Molecule: messenger RNA, 1485 nt
Organism: Trichosurus vulpecula (common brushtail)
Lineage: Eukaryota; Metazoa; Chordata; Mammalia; Diprotodontia; Phalangeridae
Gene: MTRF1L
Product: mitochondrial translational release factor 1 like
Exons: 7
Coding region: 1-1152 (383 amino acids)
Biological process (GO): translational termination
Molecular function (GO): translation release factor activity
Source: RefSeq, a predicted model, not a curated record
AUGUGGACGUCGCUGCUGUUCCGAACCGCUCGGUACUUGUGGCCCCGUGGAGCCCUAGUUAGGCUUCCUCGCCGGCCCGUGAGCUCUAGCAGCCCCCAGCUGGAGGAGCUCUUCGCCGACGGUGGGGCCAUGAGGAGUUUCCUCGAACGCCUGGCGGGACCUGGGGUUCAGGCCCUGUCCCUAGUCCAGGGUCCGGAGUUGGCGAUGGCGGCCCAGAAACUGAGGGAGAAGGAGCAGGAGCUGCGGGAGACGGAGCGGCUGCUAGAGGAUGAGAAUGAAGACCUAAGGAAACUUGCAGAAAAUGAAAUAAUCUCUUGUCAGAAAGAAUUAACUAAAUUGAAGCAAAAGAUAAUCUUACUCUUGAUUCCCUCAGAAGAAACAGAUGAGAAUGACUUAAUCUUGGAAUUAACUGCUGGAGUUGGGGGUCAGGAAGCUAUGUUGUUUACUGCAGAGAUGUUCGAUAUGUACCAGCGAUAUGCCUCAUAUAAAAAAUGGCAUUUUGAAAUACUGGAAUACUUUCCUAGUGAAAUAGGUGGCCUAAGACAUGCAUCUGCCAGCAUUGGGGGACCAGAAGCUUAUAGGCACAUGAAGUUUGAAGGAGGUGUACAUCGAGUGCAACGAGUGCCAAAGACAGAAAAGCAAGGCCGGAUGCACACCAGCACAAUGACUGUAGCAGUAUUGCCCCAGCCUACUGAAAUUAACCUGGUAAUCAAUCCUAGAGAUUUACGCAUUGAAACUAAGCGAGCUAGUGGAGCCGGGGGUCAGCACGUAAAUACUACUGACAGUGCUGUCCGAAUAGUUCAUCUUCCAACAGGUGUUGCUACUGAAUGCCAACAGGAGAGGUCUCAAAUAAAAAAUAAAGAAAUGGCCAUGAAAAAGUUACGGGCAAAACUAUAUAACAUUCAGCUGGAAGAAGAGACUAACAAACGAUAUAAUGCUAGAAAGAUUCAGAUUGGAACCAAAGGAAGAUCAGAAAAAAUAAGAACAUACCAUUUCCCACAAAAUCGGGUUACAGAUCACAGAAUAAGCAAAUCGCUGUAUGACAUCCAAAGUUUCAUGCUAGGAGAAUAUCUAUUAGAUGAACUUGUACAGUCAUUAAAGGAAUAUGCUGACUAUGAAUCUGUAACAGAAGUUAUUUCAGAAAAAUGUUAAUUUGCCCCCCCAAAAUCCUGUAUUGUAGCUUAGCAAAAUCAAUUUCUGUCAUCUUUCAUGUACAUAAGUCUAGUCCUUUUAAAAAUGCCCACUUGAACACUAUAAAUAUUCAUUGAUUUGUAAACAUGUAUCUGAACAGUCACAGAAGCCAGGGUAAUUCCUGUUCCAGGGUUCUUAAAUUGUUCCUUUUUUUAGUUAUGUUGUGAAAAGGCAGAUAGCUUUCCAGGCUUCUUGCAUCCUAGUCCUCAAAAAAUUUAUUAUGAAUAUGGUUGUAAAUUUAUUUGUUGUCCAAAUAGAUUACAAUAUUAAAUAUUAAAUUAUUAAAAUAUUAAA